Molecule: messenger RNA, 3397 nt
Organism: Hemibagrus wyckioides
Lineage: Eukaryota; Metazoa; Chordata; Actinopteri; Siluriformes; Bagridae
Gene: enc3
Product: ectodermal-neural cortex 3
Exons: 3
Coding region: 184-1953 (589 amino acids)
Molecular function (GO): protein binding
Source: RefSeq, a predicted model, not a curated record
CACAGCUGUGCGCACCGAGAGACUCACACUGACUCUUCUUCACUCGAGACAGGAAAUGUGUCCUUCUCCUUCCACACGGGGUAAAGUCAUGAUCGAGGAAACCAGGAGGCUGAACUUGUGAACACUAAUUUACUGAGACGCUAAAAGUUUCACUGCGACAAGAAGACAAGAAACAAGUCAAAGAUGUCUGUGAGUAGCCAUGAAAACCGCAAGUCCAGGUCGAGCUCCGGCUCCAUGAACAUCCACCUGUUCCACAAGACCUCGCACGCUGAAAGCUUGCUUACUCAACUGAACCUACUGCGCAAACGCUGCGUCUUCACCGAUGUCAUCCUCCGGGCUGGAAAUCGAGCAUUCCCGUGUCAUCGAGCUGUCCUGGCCUCCUGUAGUCGCUAUUUUGAAGCCAUGUUUAAUGGUGGACUCAAGGAGUCCCGAGACGCAGAAGUCAACUUCCAUGACUCGUUGCACCCAGAGGUCCUGGAGCUCCUGUUGGACUAUGCAUACUCUGCUCGCAUCAUCAUCAACGAGGAGAACGCUGAGUCACUGCUUGAGGCCGGGGACAUGCUGCAGUUCCAUGAUAUCCGAGAUGCUUCUGCAGAGUUCCUUGAGAAGAACCUGCACCCUUCAAACUGCCUCGGGAUGAUGCUCCUCUCUGAUGCACAUCAGUGCCAAAGGCUUUAUGAGCUCUCCUGGCGCAUGUGCUUGGCGAAUUUCGCCACCCUUUACCGGACCGAGGACUUCCUGAACCUCCCGAAAGAUCAAGUUCAGGAGCUGAUCUUCAGUGAGGAGCUUGAGGUGGAGGAUGAGAGCGUAGUGUAUGAAGCAGUCAUAGACUGGGUGAAAGCUGAUAUUGGAAGGAGAAUCUCUGACUUGCCUGAGCUCUUGCGCUGUGUGCGUUUGGCGCUCCUUCCAGAGACCUACCUGCUCAAAAAUGUUGUUACUGAAGAGCUGAUCAUGGGAGAUAAAGUGUGUCGAGAGAUUGUCGAAGAUGCAGUACGAUGCAAGAUGAAGAUCCUCCAGAAUGACGGUGUAGUUACUGGUUUCUGUGCUCGACCCAGGAAAGUCAGCCAAGCUCUGCUGCUCCUGGGAGGCCAGACUUUUAUGUGUGACAAAGUGUACAUGAUUGACCACAAAACAAAGGAGAUCAUGCCCAAAACAGACCUCCCCAGUCCCCGAAAAGAGUGCAGUGCCUGUGCUAUUGGCUGUAAAGUUUAUGUCACAGGAGGCAGAGGCUCGGAAAAUGGUGCUUCCAAAGAUGUCUGGGUCUAUGACACCUUACAUGACGAAUGGUCCAAGGCUGCGCAGAUGCUUGUGGCCAGAUUUGGACAUGGCUCAGCUGAAUUAGACCAUGUCCUGUAUGUUGUAGGAGGCCACACUUCUCUGUCAGGCUCGUUUCCUGCCUCUCCGUCAGUCUCACUCAAACAGGUGGAACAGUACAACCCACAGUCUAACAAAUGGACUCUAGUUGCACCUCUUCGAGAAGGUGUGAGCAAUGCUGCUGUCGUGGGAACCAAAAACAAGCUCUUUGCAUUUGGUGGAACCAGUGUGAACAGGGACAAGUACCCCAAGGUGCAAUGUUUUGACCCCUGUGAGAACAGGUGGACGGUGCCAGCAGCUUGUCCUCAGCUUUGGCGUUACACGGCAGCGGCAGCCGUCGGCAAUCACAUAGUGGUCAUCGGCGGAGACACAGAGUUCUCAGCAGGCUCAGCAUAUCGGUUCAACAGCGAAACAUACCAGUGGACUAAAUUUGUUGACGUCACAGCCAAAAGGAUCAGCUGCCAUGCUGUAGCCUCAGGGAACCGACUCUACGUGGUUGGAGGGUAUUGCGGCGCUCAGAGGUGUAAAACACUAGACUGUUACGACCCCUCAUCUGACUCCUGGGACAGUGUGACAAGCGUUCCGUAUUCCCUAAUUCCCACUGCGUUUGUAAGCACCUGGAGAUACCUGCCCUCCUGAAUGUGACAACCAGUUUGAUGUCCAGUGUCAUGAGGAAUGCAGGGGAAUGUGUCCUCUUGUUGGCUGAGGAAUGCAGGGGGUGGGGGAAAGAAAACAGCAAAAGAGAAAGAAAGAAUGAAAAGAAGAAAGACAGACAGAUGCCUGCUGAGGAAUAAAAGAAAGGUACAAGAAAGGAGCACUUGCCAAUUCAGAAGGGAAAAAGUAGAGAGUUCGGCACGGAGGAGAUAAAUCAAGAGUGGACUUUUACUUCAACUCUAAACUAAAUCUGAAAGACUGAAAGCUCUGCACACAUCAAACACACUGUCGAGUCUAAAGCCUGCCCAUUUAUUCCCUCUUUUUCCACCUUCUUUAUCUGAAAGGAGGGUUUUGGUUUCAGUCUGAGAAUUUAACAUUAAAACAGAAAGGGGAAACACUGUGUAAGAUGGUUUUAGAAGGUUCUGGAUUUAGCCUGCAACAACAAUGUGGGUUAUCAGGACGAGGAAGCUGUGGCUCAGCUCUGGGUUUAAAGCACAAGUCGCCGUCAGCUGGAUGAGGAAAUGAGUGAUGUAUUAAACCUGUCUCGCCCCGUGCGGCUCUUUGUUGUUGUUAUGAAGGGAGAUAUAAAUGCCUGGAUACACAACAAAUACAGGGUUAAUGAUCCUAGCUGUUGUAUAUUUAACAUAUUGCUUAAUAUUAUGCGUUGAAGGAGUUUGAUGAAUCAUAUGACAGCUCUCUUCACACCAUCUCGAGGUGGAUUUGGUUAUUUCAUAUUCAAACGACUACUUUAUAUAUAAAUAUUAAACGUUUGUGUUUGAUAACUUGAUGACAGGAAAAUAUACUACUUUAAUGUUAUUUUUUAUCAGCUGUUCAUUGUUGUAGCAUUGUAUUUGUUCAUUAUUAUACUAUAUCAGAUGUCGCCUACAUUUUAUGUAGACUUUAUAUAUUAAUGUAGCUUUUUAUGUUAUUUUAUGCUACUAUAUGCUACUGGAUUAACACUGUCUGAUAGAAUGAAUGAUUUUCACACGUCUGUCACUUAAGAUCAGAUCUCCACUAGAGCUGGGCGAUAUGACUAUGUAACAUCAGUAUUGCUUAUAGCCACCAGUUUAGCAAGCUGCAUGAUGCUAAAGCAUCCCAAGUACACGUAAACUACUGAAAAAAUAACAUGUAAUAAAUGAAGGCUACUCUAUUUGUAUUGCAAUAAAACUAAAAAGACAAAUUUCUAUAAUGUGAACAUUUUGUUAUUUAUGUGGUUCUACUGUUUUGUAAGAACACUGUAACCAAAUCAAAUCAUUAUGAUCCUUAAUAAGUAUUGUGAUGGGAUAUUAUUGCCAUAUCGCUCAGCCCUACUCUGCACUGUGCUAUUAAUCAUCCAUUUGUGAAUUUCUGCCCGUUUUUUUUAGCCAAAUGUUCAUAAAUGUUACUGGUUUCAGUUUGUUUCUCAGUAAAGAUACAUCUAAAAAGUAAA